This is a messenger RNA of Ochlerotatus camptorhynchus, 864 nucleotides long. RefSeq lists its product as uncharacterized. The transcript is spliced from 3 exons. The record is from RefSeq and is a predicted model, not a curated record. NCBI's taxonomy places the organism in Eukaryota, Metazoa, Arthropoda, Insecta, Diptera, Culicidae. Bases 178 to 864 code for a protein of 228 amino acids.
CACAGUUCCAUCAGAUUGCUUAGGCAUAGCAUUAAGCUGAUGAGUGCAUUACAAGCAAAUCAUAUAUAACCCCAAUCACGAAACAAACACAAAGGUCCCGGUCCUCCCGACGAAUCUCCUCCGAAUGAUCCCGGAGAGAUCUGUUCUACCACAUCGUCGUCCUCACACCAGCAAGCGAUGCUACAACGGCGGUCAUGUACGGACGCCUGCAGCCAUGGUACCAACUCAUCCUGCUCUUAUUGUUCCCAACAUACCAAUUUGUCGGUGUCCGGUUCAGAACGAGAUACCGAUUCGUCUGCAUUUGUAUGCGUCACAUCGGGCUCGGCGCUUGAUUCUCCGGUGAUCGUUGAAGUCACUGGCUUAGACUGCCCACCACAGCAACAGCAUCAACAGUCAGUGUCGUCAAACGGUCCGUCGUUUUUUGGUCUUAGGCAACGCAGUCACAGUAGCAAUUGCCAUACGCUUUCGUCGGACCCAGAACCGGAACACGAUCGCGAUCACGAUCACGAAAGCAGCUUCGAAUGGUGGUUUCAUAGGCGCAAAAGCUCGCACAAAUCCAGGAGCCGCUCAUCCAGUCACAUAUGUGGCGGUACAACUGGUGGAAGUCUGCCAAUCCGGUCCUCACCGGUAAGCAGUUGUUGUGGCAGCCAAGGACGAUCCAGUCCGGAAACAAUGGAACAGGAAAUUUAUGGUACAACUGCGAUCGCUACUACGACCAAUACUACCACGUCUACUACUACUACUAGUGCAUCAGUUAGGAAUGGUGCGAUGCCAUCCCUGUAUGGUCCGAUUAGCCCAGAACUAUUUCUUCCUCUACUACGAUACACCUCUGCACUCACCGUUCCGAUUUGGGUCCUACCUUGA